This is a messenger RNA of Acanthamoeba castellanii str. Neff, 1221 nucleotides long. Its product is annotated as KH domain containing protein. Gene Ontology annotation, cellular component: small-subunit processome; nucleolus. The coding region runs from base 1 to 1221 and encodes 406 amino acids. The transcript has 8 exons. Gene Ontology annotation, molecular function: RNA binding. The record is from RefSeq and is a predicted model, not a curated record. Lineage: Eukaryota; Discosea; Longamoebia; Acanthamoebidae.
AUGGCUGACACACAUACGCAGCCGUCGGCGGAGAACGGCUCCACGCCGCAGAAGAAGAAUCAUAAGAAGUACAGGAAGGACAAACCGUGGGACAAUGAUAGCAUUGACCACUGGAAGGUGGAUGCAUUCAAACCCGAGGACAACAAGGCAGGUUCAUUCCUGGAGGAGUCUUCAUUCGCCACUCUGUUCCCCAAGUAUCGCGAGUCCUACCUCCGGGAAUCUUGGGCCGCCAUCACCAAGGCCCUGAAGGAUGUCGGCAUUGAUUGCACCCUCAAUCUCAUCGAAGGUUCCAUGACUGUCCGCACAACACGUAAGACGUGGGAUCCCUACAUGAUUCUCAAGGCCCGAGACAUGAUUAAGCUUCUCGCAAGAAGCGUGCCCUUCCCCCAGGCCGUGCGAGUGUUGGGCGACGAUGUGGCUUGCGAUGUCAUCAAGAUUGGCGGCAUGGUGCACAACAAGGAACGAUUCGUCAAGCGCCGACAGCGGCUCAUCGGUCCCAACGGCGCGACGCUCAAGGCGAUCGAGCUGUUGACCGAGUGCUACGUGCUGGUGCAGGGUAACACCGUGUCGGUCAUGGGUCCCUACAAGGGCCUCAAGCAGGUCCGCAACAUCGUCGAGGACUGCAUGAACAAUAUCCACCCCAUCUACAACAUCAAGGCGCUGAUGAUCAAGCGCGAGCUGGCCAAGGACCCGCAGCUGGCGACGGAAAACUGGGACCGAUUCCUGCCCAAGUUCAAGAAGAACAACGUCAAGAAGAAGGCCGCCAAGCCCAAGAGGGAGAAGAAGGAAUACACGCCCUUCCCUCCCGCCCAGCAGCCCAGCAAGCUGGACAUGCAGCUGGAGAGCGGAGAGUACUGGCUCACGGAGGCCGAGAAGAAGAAGCAGAAGGACAAGGAGAAGGCGCAGAAGAAGUGGGAGGCCAAGAUGCAGAAGAAGGCCGAGCGGGAGAAGGCCUUUGUCGCCCCCAAGGAGGAGCCCAAGAAGAAGGAGGCCCAGAAGGAGGAGACCACCAUGGAGCUCGCCGCCAAGGUCAAGCAACAGCACGCGAACAAGAGGAAGAGGGAGGGCGCCAAGCAGGCCAAGGCCGAGGACUUUGUGCUGGGCAGCUCGAGCAGCAAGGUCGAUGCGCCCGCCGCCAAGAAGCAGAAGAAGGAGGACAACAACAACAACAACGGCGACACGCCCACCAAGAAGAACAAGAAGAAGAUGCUGGACCUGUAG